AUCUCUGCAGUGAUUAUAUUAUAAUUGAAAUGUAUAACACGUACAGAGCGUAUUGUGUUACUUUACAAACGGUAGCAUUUCUCUUCGAUUAUUUCGAAAUGUUCGCAUUAUACACGAAAUGCUGAGCUACAUUAAAUUAAAUUGAUGCCGUUGUUGUGAUUCCUGUUGUAUCAGCGAGCUAUAUUUGAAAAUUAAAUAGCGUUGACCGUGUAACUUGAUACAAAAUGGUCCUGAGAAUAUAAUGAUUAUUAUAAAACACAUUUCAGUUUAUAAUCUAAUUUAAAAGAGAUAUUUUACGAUUUGCGAUGUACAAAGAUGUACUUUUGAUAUUGUUUAUUUUGUGUAUUUUAAUACAGACGAGUCUUCGAAUAAUUUUACACAAUUUUUAACACUGUAUAAUUUUUUAAAUAAGGCUUUUGAGAUUACAUGUUCAUAUAAAUUUCCUUUUCAUACAACAACAUCAAAAGUCAACGUCCAAAAUGUUGGACAAUUCUUAAGAAACACCGUGUACAGUUCAUUCUGCAUGUCUUCCGCUAAUGAAAUAGCUUUUUAAAUACCAUCAUGAUUAAUAAACAAAAUAAUAACAAAAACUAAAGACACGUAAUACGAACUGUCCCAAAAUCGUAUUUAUUGGUUUAUUAAAAUUUUCAAGUAAUUUUUAUCUUAUAUAUUAGAUAGUAUAUUCCAACGAUUUAUUGCCAGAAUGUUCAAGAAGCACAAAAUAAAAUCCCGCAAAAAAAUGUCCAGAAACCAUUCUAGUAAAAUGUCUGUAGAGUCCAAUAACCUAUCCUUAUUGACUUCAAACGUCAAUAGCAGCGCCUCCAUCAAGAAGUCAAAAUGCACGUUCUCAUCAAUUUCAUCAGCGACACCAAACAAAAAUUAUACGUCAUCUACGCUAAAACAGCCACAAUUAAUCACAAAAGCACCUAAAGACGCGGCAGUACAUUUUGGAAAUUUUUAUGGUCUUUGGGAUGAUAUAGGGAAAGCACAUUGCAAUAAUCACUGGAAUAACCAUCUUAUAAGAGACGGAACAGCGAAUAAUAGACCACACCGUUUAGAGUUCACUAGGCAGAUGGUGCACAAAUUGGAGAGGGUAACUGAUACGGAAGAUUACAUGCGACAAGUGUCGGUUCUUCUAAAGAAGACGGUAGAGCCACCCGACUUUAGAUUGAAUCAACUUCCAUCUAGAAAUUCAAUUCCUAACGGAAGUCGAAGCGCCUCGGAUUAUCCACUCUGGUACAAGGAGCCUCAUAAGAUAUCGUUAGUAUACUCAAAUCCUAUCGCUCAACCUUAAAGCAUGAGAUUUAGUUACCGAAAAGUAACAAGUGUAUCGGCAAGAAUAAAAGCUUUAAAAUACGCUCAAAUGUCCGGCUUAAUAAAUUUUAAUUUUAAUAUUUGCGAUAUAUUUUUCUCAUCAGUUAAAUGUUAUAU
Molecule: messenger RNA, 1431 nt
Organism: Vollenhovia emeryi
Lineage: Eukaryota; Metazoa; Arthropoda; Insecta; Hymenoptera; Formicidae
Exons: 3
Coding region: 704-1294 (196 amino acids)
Source: RefSeq, a predicted model, not a curated record